CUCCGUCAUUUCCAAAGACCAGACCAGAGAGAUCCGAACCUGAGAGGGAGGGGGGAAAUUUGGAGCCCUCGGGGGGGUCUAAAUUGCAGCGGAUUUGCGCGGGUGAGGUGGGAAUCGGGGCUCGGAUCCGGCGAGUAGGAGCGGAGGGGCCGAGAUCUAUGCGCGGAGGGGGAGGAGGACCGGGCUGAGGAGGAGGAGGAGGGGAGUUGCAGGGGCCCAAUGGAGGAGGAGGAGGCGGAAUCGUCCUCUGCGGCGGUCCUGGUGCUAGCGCUGGUGGCGCUCGUCCUGGUGCCGGCGAUAGUGCUGUUGGUGCGGAGCCACUGGCGCCGGGCCGCGGCGCGGAGGGAGGAGGUGCGUCGCCUCGCGCGGCUGGCGGCCGAGGAGUCCGAGCUGGCGGAGCGGGAGUCCGUGCUGGCCUACUACUCCGAGCUGUUCCCGGGCGUCGUGCACGCUGCGGAGGUGCCCGAGGCGCCCGAGUGGGGCCUGCCGCCGGUGGUCGUGGCGGCGGCUCAAGGCCCGGUGCAGGAGGAGUUCGACGCGCAGCCGCAGCCGCCGGUCGGGGCAAAGGGGGUCUGUGCGGUGUGCUUCAAACAGACCACGUUCAGGUGCAAGCAGUGCAAGGCCGUCAAGUACUGUUCCUUCAAAUGCCAGAUAGCCCACUGGAGACAAGGUCACAAAGAUGAAUGUCAUCCACCAACUGUUAAUACUAGGCCCGAUGAUGAAGGAAAGGCUGAAGAGGGAAGAGCUGCCCAAGAGAAUGUAUCAGUUGGUGUUAAACAGGUUUCUGAAAUGAACAAACCAGCUGUUGGAUCAGAAACUUCUGAUUUAAACCAUAAUUUGAAGAGCUCAAAUGGUAAAAGUAAACAUACGCUUUCAGAAGCAGUAUGUACCAGUGCAAAGGUUCCUGGAGGUCAUCAGUCCAACAGCACGGUCGAAAUUUCUGAAAAUGUUCCAGUGUCUGUUGACAGUAGUAAGAUGGGAUCAAGUAUGAAACAUGCAAAUGCAAAUUUUGGUGAAGAUGGUUCUUCCACCAAGGACUUAAAUGGGGUGUCACCAUGUAAGUCUCAGUCUUCUCCAUCAAACAUAAAUGGUCAUAGCAGUUUUGUAAACGAUGAAUUCUGCAAUCAUUCCAAGGAACACCAAAGAGCCAAGGAUGGCAGUGUUGUUGAUGAUUGUCUUCAGACAAGCAGUACCAGAGAGCUUGAAGACAGUAGCAUUCCCCAAGCAGCUGCAUAUGCUGUCUUGGAGCCCAAAAGUUCUAGGACUCCUAUUCAUGUAGAACUUGAGAGGUCUAAAACGAAAUCUGUUGGUAAUGACAGCAUUCAGAGCAUGAAACCUGUGCCUUCUGCAUUGACUGUUGACAAAGCCACUUCAGUUCGUGGGAAUUGUUCUAUUACACUUAAUUCAUCUAAAGUAGCAGAUAAUCUUCCUGAUAGAAAUUUUGAACCUUCAGAUAGGUCAGGUUCAACAGCGAAUAACCUUGCAACAUCUCUGAAGAAAAUGGUCAGGCAGCAAACUGCACCAAAAGUUGUGAGGCAUUAUCCAUCAGAAUCUACACUCUUCCCAUAUGAACUUUUUGUGAGGCUCUAUGUCAAGGUUGAGUUGCGCCCGUUUGGUCUUCAUAACCUAGGCAACAGUUGCUAUGCAAAUGCUGUUCUUCAGUGUUUGAUGUUUACUCGACCACUCACAACAUAUCUUUUGGAAGGGCUUCACUCAAAAAACUGUUCUCAAAACGGAUGGUGCUUCAUGUGUGAAUUUGAAAAACUCAUUGUGGAGGGCAAACGGCGCAAGAUUGCCUUGUCACCAACUGGGAUACUCUCUCAUUUGAAUGACAUUGGCAGUAGCUUUGGUCCUGGUAAACAAGAAGAUGCUCAUGAAUUUCUUAGGUAUGCAAUUGAUGCUAUGCAAUCUGUAUGCACGAAGGAAGCUAGAAAAGGAGGUGUUCUUCGGUCAGCGGAAGAAACAACUCUUGUCCAAUUGAUAUUUGGGGGCUAUUUGCGAUCUAAGAUCAAAUGUUCAAGGUGCCAUGUUAGUUCUGAACAAUGUGAGCCCAUGUUAGAUCUUACUGUUGAAAUAGACGGUGACAUUAGUUCGCUCGAUGAAGCACUUGUGCGCUUUACAUCCACAGAAGCCUUGGAUGGAGAAAACAAAUAUCACUGCAGCAGAUGCAAAUCUUAUGAACGUGCUAAAAAGAAGCUGACAAUAGAAGAAGCGCCGAAUAUUCUGACUAUUGCACUGAAAAGAUAUCAGUCUGGCAAGUUUGGAAAGAUCAGCAAAGCCAUCAGAUUUCCAGAAACCCUCAACAUAGUUUGCUAUAUGAAUCCAGAUACUGAUGACAUAUCGCCAGUUUACAGCCUCUAUGCAGUGGUUGUCCAUCAUGAUGUCAUGAAUGCUGCCUUCUCUGGUCAUUAUGUAUGUUAUGUUAAAGAUACACAUGGAAAGUGGUUCAAGGCAGAUGACAGUCAGGUGAAACCUGUAUCUCUGGACAAUGUUAUGUCAAAGUGUGCUUAUAUGCUGCUGUAUGCAAGGUGUUCACCGAGGGCACCGAGCUCUGUUAGGCAGGCUAUUUCGGACCCAGCACGCCCGAAGAAGGCCAAACAGAAGGUGGUUCCAGGAGGAACAACAUGGCGAGGAGGUUCUUUCAACAGGCACCAAGAUGGUCAGCGGCAUAGCAACCACACGGCAGAUGACCUUACCCAUGCAUUUGACGAAUAUAGGAAUGCACCAUAUUCGCCUUCAGAUUCUCCGAGUCCUAGUGAGAGUUCAUCCCUCUUUAGCAACUCUGAUGCAGGGUCGCACAGCACUGUAAGCACCGAUAGCAGCGAGAGCACGAGGAACUCGACCAGCACCGAGGAGUAUGAGUAUGUGUUCGGAGCUGCUGAUCAGAUGUACCCAGGAGGCCCCAUGGGAGGAGCACCUGUGGAGAGUGAUCAAAUGUACCCAGGAGGCCCCAUGGGAGGAGCACCUGUGGAGAGUGACUAUUCUACGUAUUCCCGAUCCAGGUCCAGCUUGAAUACCAGCUCAUCAGGCCGGGAUGCAUACAGUGCGGCUAGCUCUGCCGACCACAAGCAUCAGGUCGUCGGUUCCGGUGGGCAGGUUGAGGGCGAUGAGAGCACGUCCUUGUUGUAUACUGACAGAAGUAAUCAGCAGUUGAGCAGUAAGUUAACAGACCAAUAUAGGCAGUUAGAUGGGAGCGGACAUGACCCUGGAGAAACCAGGGGCGGUGUCUUAUUGAGAAGACCAUCUAGGGACAGGACCGCUCAAACAUUUUAUUGAUGUGCAGGGUUUGGGCUGUAGAGAAAUAAUGUAAUGUAGCCUGUAAUAUUAUCUCGCUGCAUUGUGUAAAAAGAGAAGAGAGAUGUCGUAGUCCAUAAAAGUUGAAUCCCCAACUUGGUGAUAUAAUCCCGAGGAACCUGUAACAAAUGUCACGUAUUCCACGGGAUCGACGUAGGACUGUAGGAGUAGAUCAUAAGAUUAAUGCAAAAGUUCAUU
Zea mays is the source of this 3492-nucleotide messenger RNA. RefSeq lists its product as uncharacterized. Gene Ontology annotation, biological process: protein deubiquitination. The coding region runs from base 220 to 3276 and encodes 1018 amino acids. Gene Ontology annotation, cellular component: nucleus; cytosol. The transcript is spliced from 11 exons. Gene Ontology annotation, molecular function: cysteine-type deubiquitinase activity. Lineage: Eukaryota; Viridiplantae; Streptophyta; Magnoliopsida; Poales; Poaceae. The record is from RefSeq and is marked validated.